AUGACAGUUCAAGAAGGGGUAGGAACCACGCAACGCACAGGCGAUGCAUUACCUCGAAUUACAAGGGCCCGAGACAAGACAGGGAACCGCAGGAUCACCCUGAGGGGCAGCGGCGGCGGGGUCGGUGCCGCCCGGGCAGCAAGGAGGGCGCCGCGCACCGAGACCCCGGCGGGGAAGAGGAGCGUAGGCUUGGGAGGGAGGACGGGGAAGGCGGUCCGGCAUGGGCGCACGCGAUGGCUGCCCGCGUCUCCUCGGCUUUGCAGCUGCGGUGAACCCGGAGCAGGCCGGACCCAAGGGGAACCUGGCACAGCUCCUGCCUUCGUAAAUGCCUCACCGCGGGACAGGCUGGGUCGGGCGCUGUGGUGGAAGGGCGCGUUAAAGCGUUCUGGAGCUGGUAGCAAGCGAUGCAAGAGGGAGGACUUGGAUGAAGAUUUGCACCAAAAAAUCGCAACAGAAAUGAACCUUUCAGAAACUGCUUUCAUCAGAAAACUGCACCCUGGAGAUGACUUCACCAAAAGUUCCUGCUUUGGACUCAGAUGGUUCACCCCAGCCAAUGAAGUUCCUCUCUGUGGUCAUGCUACACUUGCAGCAGCUGCUGUGUUGUUUCACAUACAAAAAAACACAAAUUCAGUUCUCACAUUUGUGACGCUGAGUGGGGAAUUAAAAGCCAGACAAGUGGAAGAUCAUAUUGUCCUGGACUUACCACUUUACUUAACCUACCCACAGGUACUUCAGGAAGUACAAGAGUUAAUAAAGGCAGCCGUUGGUGACAUGAUUAUUCAAGAUCUCCGUUAUUCUCCUGACACAAAGAAACUCUUAGUCCGCCUCAGUGAUGCUUAUGAAAGGUCUGUGUUGGAAGAACUGCAAGUGAGCGCACAACGCUUUUUGUCAGCUGAAAAGACGGGAAAGGUGAAAGGACUCAUACUCACUCUUAAGGGAAAUGCCAGUGGAAAACAUAAAGGCCAUGAUUUUUACUCCAGGUAUUUUGCACCUUGGUAUGGACUUUUGGAAGAUCCUGUUACAGGAUCUGCCCAUGCUGUUUUAAGCAGCUACUGGUCAGAGCAGCUGGGGAAGAAAGAAAUGCUUGCUUUUCAAUGUUCCCGCCGUGGAGGAGAGUUGAAGAUCUCACUGCGUAAUGAUGGAAGAGUUGACAUUGCGGGGCAAAUUGCUGUUGUAUUAAAAGGAAACCUGACUUUCUGAAGACAUUGACGCUAACAAUUUCAUCUCCCGCACCUUCACAUUAUUCAUAUUAUGCUGAUUAUAUCUUAGCUCUAGGCAGUGAAUCACCACUGUGCUCAAAAGUCUUUGAUUACUUAUUGUCCAUCUUUAAAAAUUGCUUGAAAAUGCUCACUUCUGAUCUUCAAGAUCCUUGGUAUUGUUUUCUUCACUUUCAUCUUGCCACUUCAUAUGUACACUGAUCUCAGAAAAUGUCCAAGGACAGCUACCUUGUUUUUCUGCUUUUAAAUGAUUCUUUUCUUUAUUUCCAGUUUCCAUUUUUAAAGCCAUUCCUGCUUCCUGGAUUGAAUUGUAAACUUUUCUGAUUGAUAAAAUAAUCAAACUUUUUCCAUAUUCAGUCAUUCUCCAUGAAAUCUGACUACAGGCCUUCAAAAAAAAAAAAAAAUCUCUCUGCCGUAU
Pygoscelis adeliae (Adelie penguin) is the source of this 1635-nucleotide messenger RNA. It is a transcript of the gene PBLD, whose product is annotated as phenazine biosynthesis-like protein domain containing. Bases 1 to 1200 code for a protein of 399 amino acids. The record is from RefSeq and is a predicted model, not a curated record. Gene Ontology annotation, cellular component: cytoplasm. The transcript is spliced from 11 exons. Gene Ontology annotation, biological process: biosynthetic process. Lineage: Eukaryota; Metazoa; Chordata; Aves; Sphenisciformes; Spheniscidae. Gene Ontology annotation, molecular function: isomerase activity.